This is a messenger RNA of Charadrius vociferus (killdeer), 348 nucleotides long. RefSeq names its product ras-related protein Rab-5B-like. NCBI's taxonomy places the organism in Eukaryota, Metazoa, Chordata, Aves, Charadriiformes, Charadriidae. Bases 1 to 348 code for a protein of 115 amino acids. Gene Ontology annotation, molecular function: GTPase activity; GTP binding. The transcript has 3 exons. The record is from RefSeq and is a predicted model, not a curated record. Gene Ontology annotation, biological process: endocytosis; regulation of endocytosis; intracellular protein transport. Gene Ontology annotation, cellular component: endocytic vesicle; early endosome; endomembrane system.
AUGCCGUGUCCAGGCCUGGAACUGCUCGCUGCCGGCUCCUCGCUCUCCUGCCGUCCCUUCCCCGCUGCCCCGGCUCCUCGGCGUGCGGCGUUCCUUACACAGUCCGUCUGCCUGGAUGACACAACGGUAAAGUUUGAGAUCUGGGAUACGGCCGGGCAGGAGAGAUACCACAGUCUGGCCCCGAUGUACUACCGGGGGGCACAAGCCGCCAUCGUGGUCUAUGAUAUCACCAACCAGAAGUUGCCAAAGAGCGAGCCCCAGAGCACGAGCGGCGCGGCGGGCAGGAGCAGAGGUGUGGACCUGCACGAGCAGAGCCAGCAGAACAAGAGCCAGUGUUGUAGCAACUAA